AUGUCGGGCAAACCUUUCGGAGCACUGGCCAAGAAGCUGAUGAAGGGCGUCAUCGCGCUGGAACUGCUGGGCAUUUUCGGAGCUUACGCGCUCUUCCGCGCCAUGGAUGAUAGCCAAGAUUUCAGGAGCACAAUGAAGAGAAGAUUUCCGUCCAUCUUGGAAGUUUACUACAAGUCCAACGAAAUGGCGGGCGUGUACGGCGCUCGGCAGAGAGACCGAGAAGCGUGGUCGGACGGGCGCUGA
Messenger RNA from Nerophis lumbriciformis (worm pipefish), 243 nucleotides. The record is from RefSeq and is a predicted model, not a curated record. NCBI's taxonomy places the organism in Eukaryota, Metazoa, Chordata, Actinopteri, Syngnathiformes, Syngnathidae.